Messenger RNA from Acipenser ruthenus (sterlet), 1665 nucleotides. Its product is annotated as E3 ubiquitin-protein ligase RNF138-like. The transcript is spliced from 7 exons. The record is from RefSeq and is a predicted model, not a curated record. Bases 1 to 783 code for a protein of 260 amino acids. NCBI's taxonomy places the organism in Eukaryota, Metazoa, Chordata, Actinopteri, Acipenseriformes, Acipenseridae.
AUGGAAGGCCCUGUUUCCAUUAACAGGGUAGAUGAUGAAUCCCCAGAAGAGCUGAACUCCCCAGAGGCUUUUGACUGCCCAAUCUGUCAAGAGGUCUUCAAAACACCUAUUAGAACACAAACCUGCAAACAUGUGUUUUGUAAAAACUGUUUUGUGGCUGCAGUAAGGACUCAAGGGCCACACUGCCCAAUGUGUCGAGGACCAGUGACAGAAAAUGAGAGAAGAGCCACUGAUAUACAUCGUCAGAUGAAGGAAAAACAAGGGAAAUGCAGGGCAUGCAGCACUGUGAUUUUCUUCAGUAAAAUGAGAUCUCACUAUAAAUACUGCAGACUGUACAAAGAAGAAUAUGGUGCCCCUCCUGCAACUCCUGUGGAGUCCAGAGCACAGGGGAUAUAUGUAGGGAUAACACAGGCCACAGCCGCAGAUGGGCUUCUAAGUGGAAACAGUGCCCAACCACAGGCCAUAGAAAAUGGAAGCUUGGAGACCACAUUUAUAUGUCCCUACUGCCAUCAGAGUGGAUUUACUGAUAUGGCAUUAGUGCAGCAUUGCAACUCCAACCACUUCGGAGACCUUACACGUGUGGUCUGUCCUAUCUGCGUUGCAAUGCCCUAUGGAAAUCCAAAUUACUUCAGCAGAAAUUUCAUUAGCCAUUUACACCAAAGGCACAGAAUCAGCUAUGGUCAUUAUAUGAACAUUCAUCAAGAUGAAGAUGAGCAGCUGCAGGCUGCUAUUCACGUGUCAAUUGAAGAAUGGAAUGCAAGCUCUCUCUGGAUAACAUGCUGAAGUGCAACACUGGAAACUUUAGCCUCCACAUGUUAAAUACACCUGUAACCGCUGGAUUGAAGUCAGUAAUACAUACAAUCAUUAGUAAUGUGAUACAGUUAAACCCGGGGUGUCAAACUCCAUUCCUGGAGGGCCGCAGUGUCUUCUGGCUUUCGUUCCACCUGAGCUCUCAGUUACUUAAUUGGUCUAAUGAUUGGAUUAACUGAACGCAUUUAACACUUCUCUCCAGGUCUCAAAGUGUUUCAUAGGUUGUGUACCUUGAAUCAAGUGCAUUUUUAAAUCAUCAACUGUAAAAGACCUUGAAAAAUAUGAAAUAUGUCCAAUUUAACAUAUAAUUAGAUCAAUUAUGUUAAUUGGGAGCUUAAGUUGGAAUGAAAACCAGAAGACCCUGCGGCCUUCGAGGAUUGGAGUUUGACACCCCUGAAUUAAACAAAUGUAUAUUUUUUUACAUUCCUGUUUAGUGUUUCUCUCUCAUGGGUUGUUUUGUUAAAGUAUAUAUGCACUGACAAGCUAACAAAUUAGAGUAAAAGUCAAAAUCUGAAAAUCACCUACUCUUCAACUUACUCAGAUUAUGGUUACUUGAUGUGUCAUGAGAUCGUUAGACCAAUAUACUGGAGAUUUCUGAUUUUAGGGUUAAACCCAAUAUCCAAUUGAUUUUUUCAAAUUAGUCUUUAACAAGAUAUCCCCUGAAAACGAUGAAAAAAAAAGGUUUUUACCUUGACAGGUCCAUUCAUUAAUGGUGUGUAGCUAUUACAGAGCAGGGUUUCCCAAUCCUGGUCCUGAGGACCCACUGUGUCAUAUGGUUUUCAUUCCAACUGAGUUCUUACUUAAUUAAACCUUUAAUUGAACUGAUAAUGUGCUUGAUUAGACUAUUUCAAUUGU